AGGUGCACUCGAAUUUUGCUUGACUUGUAUAUUGCUCUAACCGCUCACCCUCCAGUCACCUUCUGACUCAUUCCCCAAAACUUACAAUGAGUUACGUCGCUAAGGGAGAAAAGGAAUACGACGCCACGGGUGCCCCCGUCCCCGGCGUGAAACUCCACAAAAUUCGUAUCACGCUCACCAGCAGCAACGUCAAGAACCUCGAGAAGUUCUCCACCGACUUGAUUAACCGUGCCAAGGACAAGCAGCUCCGUGUCAAGGGCCCCGUGCGUCUCCCGACGAAGGUCCUCCGCAUCAGCACCCGCAAGACUCCUUGUGGUGAGGGUUCGAAGACCUGGGACGCGUAUGAGCUCAAGGUGCACAAGCGCCUGAUCGAUUUGCACUCCUCGAGCGAGAUCGUCAAGCAGAUCACCAGCAUCAGCCUGGAGCCUGGUGUCGAGGUCGAGGUUACCAUCUCCGCUUAGAUUUGGUUGCUUGUCUCGGUUCUUUACGCUGCAUGCGGUGUGACUAUGAUAUGCUCAUUUUAUGCUUGCAUGACGAUUUACUCGCGCUCUUGGUUCGAUUGUUUGUCGGUUCAUCAUUGACACGAAGUGCGCAAGGUCGCGAAUUGGCUGUGAGAUGAUUACGUUAGAGCACAUAGAACCGCAGGAUACACAACUGAUAUAUACGCGAAGUUGCAGAGCGUACGACAUAAUAGCGAUAGCGGUAAGUAGCAGAGAGUACUUAGAUAGUUAGUCACUUAUAUACAGGGCGAAUUACGGUCGAUACAGACGAGAUAGCAUUCACAGACGAGAAGAACAGCGAGCGAGCGAGCGAGGACAUGUACGUGGAUGACAUGCAGAGUGGGCAAAGCGCACAGUUGGAGAUAGAAAACGAAUGAAAGAAGACCCUAGUACCAGUUCAUGAGAUGAGGGUUUGAGUCCGGGGCCGGGAAAUCGGUGCUUCCUCUCGUUGGGAAGUCACCACUCGGAAUCGGUGGCCGAUGGAGAGCAGACGUCGCAACGGCAUAUUGAGCAGCGGCUGCAGCCAAGGCAGGA
Messenger RNA from Mycena citricolor, 1034 nucleotides. The record is from the annotation of a GenBank genome assembly. Lineage: Eukaryota; Fungi; Basidiomycota; Agaricomycetes; Agaricales; Mycenaceae.